Messenger RNA from Cololabis saira (Pacific saury), 3537 nucleotides. RefSeq names its product MLLT10 histone lysine methyltransferase DOT1L cofactor (gene mllt10). Gene Ontology annotation, biological process: regulation of transcription by RNA polymerase II. The record is from RefSeq and is a predicted model, not a curated record. The transcript has 21 exons. Gene Ontology annotation, cellular component: nucleus. NCBI's taxonomy places the organism in Eukaryota, Metazoa, Chordata, Actinopteri, Beloniformes, Belonidae. Gene Ontology annotation, molecular function: histone binding; nucleosome binding. Bases 293 to 3466 code for a protein of 1057 amino acids.
UUCCCCCUCUCCCCGCCGUCACACAGCGACGGCGAUGUUUUGGUGAAAAAAAACGGGGGAAAUACAGCGUCGAAAAGGGGCCGUGGAGGCGUUUUAAAACAUGCCACCUCGGCCGAGAGGGACGUAGAAGAAAGCGGCGCCGCGGGGGGAGCCGACGCACGCCCUUCCCCGCGGAAGGUUUCGCUUGUUUAAUCCGCGUAUAUCCCUCCGCAUGUCCGCGUCCAUCCGCAGAUAGUCCGCAGCGAGCACCGUUGUCCCAACGGGAACACGACGAGUUUUUUCGACGAUUAACAUGAAGGAGAUGAUCGGAGGGUGCUGUGUGUGCUCCGAUGAGCGAGGCUGGGCGGAAAACCCACUCGUUUACUGCGACGGACACGGCUGCAACGUGGCCGUGCACCAAGCCUGCUAUGGCAUCGUUCAAGUGCCCACUGGUCCUUGGUUCUGCAGAAAGUGCGAAUCUCAGGAGAGGGCAGCCCGUGUGAGAUGUGAGCUCUGUCCCCACAAAGAUGGCGCUCUCAAGAGGACAGACAACGGAGGCUGGGCUCAUGUGGUUUGUGCCCUUUACAUACCCGAGGUGGAGUUUGCAAACGUCUCAACUAUGGAGCCGAUAGUGCUCCAGUCUGUGCCACACGAGCGCUACAACAAGACUUGUUACAUCUGUGAAGACCAGGGCAGAGAGAGCAAAGCUGCCACAGGAGCCUGUAUGACCUGCAACAAACACGGCUGCAGGCAGGCAUUCCACGUCACAUGUGCCCAGUUUGCAGGGUUGUUAUGUGAGGAACAAGGCUCAGACGCAGAUAAUGUAAAAUACUGUGGCUAUUGCAAAUACCAUCACAGCAAAUUGCAGAGGCCUCCGUGUAGACGUAACAUACACAUAUUGAAACACAAGGAGCGGGACAGACAUAAACCGAAACACAAAAAAACUGUGAUGGACAUGUCGCCCUCGCUCGUCCUUCCAAACAUCAUGGUCCCAGACAAGACUUACAACAGCGGCAACUCGGGGGGAGGUGUCCCCUCCGUGCCGGCGUCCUCACAGAAGCGAUUGGACGACAACACGGCGCGCUUCACCACCGCCAACUUUCAGGAAGUGUCUGUUCUGUCUGGCGGCGGUUCCAAGGACGGCUUGGCCGCAGACGCGGGCAAGGCCGCGGCCGACGCUAAGAACAAGAAGAACUGCGGCGGGGCUCACGCGGUGGGACAGAGGGGCGGACGCAAGUCUCUCACCUCCUCAGGGAAACCCCUGUCCUCCGCUGUGGUCACCAUGGCGACCUCCUCUACAUCGGUCUCUGUUUCAACAGGGCCUUUCCAUCAAGGCCUGCUGUUGACCAGUGCCAGCAAGACUCUGUCCGCUCCUUCCUCUUCAGACUUCCUAAGUUUCUCAGAUUCAUCCUUGCGUCCCGGUGGUGGAACCACUUUCUCUUCCCCGCCAUCUUUCAGCAGCUGCCUUGUCAAACCGAGCUCAGAGGGCGGAGCGUCAGAGGGACCUGCGACUCUCUUUGGUUCUCUUAUGUCUGCUACUACAGCUUCUGCAGUGGGUGGAAAGUUGUACGAGAACUCCCACAGUCUCGCAUCGAGUGAGACAACAGGCCUCGUUGGCUCCACUGGUUUCAAACGGGCUCAGCCCUCCAGCUCAGCACUGGCAAUUGGCGGAGCCGCUCCGGGAGGAGGAGAAGAUGGAGUGAAGAAGAAAAAGAAGGGCAAUUGGCGAAACAGAUUUGGACCUUGCUUCACCACGGAUGUGAAGCCCGCUGAGCCGGCUCCAUCCCUGACUCUCCCAGCUUCCUCCACAGCCAGCACCUCCUCCUCCUCCACGGCCUCUACCUCCUCUUCUUCAUCUUCGUCGCUGUCAGGCCGCCCAGGUUUAGUUUCCAGCACUGGAUUAGGAGUGGGAAUGGGAGGAGGAGGAGACAGGGGCCUGGGGGUCAUGGGUGUCAGCAGUGGGAUUCAGAAGUCCCCGUCACUCCUCAGGAAUGGGAGCCUGCAAAACAGCAGCAGCUCCGCAACCACUGGAUCAGGUGUGUUCUCUGUGGCCGAUGGGUCGUCGUCGGGGACGGGAGCCGUUGCCGUGGGCGGACCAAGCUCCGAGUUGUCACAGCAACAGCAGCCCACACCUUCCCUAGCUCCUCCCUCUCCAUUCACGGCCACAGCACCACUUAACAGCACAGCCUCCGCGCACGUGAGUGGUCUGCCCGGCUCAGUCUUCAACCUGGCCCCCCCACACAUGUUUGGGAACAGGCUGAACCCCAACUCCACCAUGGCAGCGCUCAUCGCUCAGUCCGAGGCAUCACCAGCAGAUCAGGAGGUGGGAGAUGGCAGCAGCGGCAGCGUUGGAUCUCAGGGCUUCUCCAUAAGAGCUUCUCCCAAGACCACCCCUCGCUCUCCCAUUGGCGGCCUGCAGAUCCGCUAUGACUCUUCGGGGUCGUUGCCAGGGCCUGGGCUGGGGUUGCUAGGGUCUGGGGGGAGCGGUGGGGAGACGCUGCCCCCGGUGGCCACCACCAUCGAGCAGCUCCUGGAGCGGCAGUGGAACGAGGGCCAGAACUUCCUGCUGCAGCAGGGAGCCCAAGGAGACGUGGUGGGGAUGUUGAAGUCUCUCCACCAGCUGCAGGAGGAGAACAGGAGGCUGGAGGAGCAGAUUAAAACUCUGACCAUGAAGAAAGAAAGACUGCAGCUUCUCAGCGCUCAGUUAUCAGUGCCUUUCACUCCUACAACUGCUUCCUCUGAUGUGAAGGGAGCCCAUCUGGGAACUACUGACUUGUCUUUACCUGCCGCAGCUCAGGACAGUGCGUCAUGUGGAGGUCACAGCAGCGGCGGCUCCACCUCCUCCCUCUCCACCCCUCCUUCCAUCUCCCAGAGCCCGCCUCAGCCAGCAUUCAACGGGGUGGCCGUCGGGGCGACCGUAGCCGGGCUGGGUGGCGUGGCGGGAUUGAUGGGUGCUCUGGGGGCAGGAAACGCGCUGGGACUCGUCGGGGCGCUGAACGGUGUGAUCCAGACACCAGCCGGGACCGGCAGCCCUCACGCACACACUACGGGAACAGCUGCAGGCGUCACACUGCCCGUCAAUAACAGCUCUAAUAAGAACAGCUCUGCACGGCUGGGGCUGCUGUCGGAGCAGCAGAGACUCCUCCUGCAGCAGCAGCACCACCACCACCUCCAGCAGCUGCUGUCCUCGCAGCCGUCAGCGGAUCAGCAGCAGGUGUUGCUCUACCAACUGAUGCAGCAGCAGCAGGACCUCCAGCAGCUGCAGUCCCUCUCCUCCUCUGCCCAGAUUCCCUCCAUCCCACUGUCCUCCGCUCAGCUGCCCAUCAACAACCUGCUGCCCGGUGCCCAGAGCCAGGGCCAAGGCGCCAUCACUGCCAACCACUUCCUCCCGCUGCACCACGCGCACGCCGACACGCACGGCUCGGGGGCACAGAAGCCUCGGCUCGCUGAAAAGGCCGUGGGCGUCGGGGGGCAGGAGAAGACAUGACGGCAUAUGCGCUUUUGUUUUCUUUUGGUUUGGUUUUCUCUCUCUCUCAAAAUAAAUAUGCAGAUGUUUGG